CGCCUGGGUAGCACAUAGUCCGGCACAGACUCCGCAGCGUACCUGUUUAUCGACAAGGGACUUCAGCACACGCUUCGCAACAGCAGCCCCAACCUACCCUCCGACAUAGCCUGUGUAGCGUCCGGAGAACCACUUGGUAAAUAUGGCAUCCUGCCUGCGGCCCUGGACUGCAAUGCUGGCGCUGAUCCUGUGCGUGUUGGUGUGCUUGGGAACCUUUGUCGAUGCCGCCCCUCCGAAGCCAGAACACCCCGGGGAUGACGCCCCGGCGGAGGACGUGGCCAAAUAUUACACCGCGCUCAGACACUACAUCAACCUCAUCACGAGGCAGAGGUAUGGCAAGCGCUCCAAGCCAGACUCCCUGACCGCAGAGCUGCUCUUUGGUGACAACUCAGAGACCAACGCCCGAUCAAGAUAUGAUGACUCCUAUGUGUGGUGACGAUCCCGUCUCCCUACCCUGCUGCUAACGCCGCCCCCACCCCAUCUUUGUGCCCGUCGCGUUGUCAUGGCUGAUACUGGAAGUGGCGUUAACGCCAGCUCCUCCUGCCCAACCAUUGGCUGAAUGCCAUCUCUCCCUCUCCUCUCCUUCUCUCCCUCACUCUCUGUCCCUCUUCGACCAUGCUUCUACCUACACAAAGACAAAUUGUAUAUAAUUUAUUAAUGAAUAAGACAUUUAAAAAAAUUAAAAAAACAAUAAAAACAAAUGUCAAACUAA
Molecule: messenger RNA, 712 nt
Organism: Acipenser ruthenus (sterlet)
Lineage: Eukaryota; Metazoa; Chordata; Actinopteri; Acipenseriformes; Acipenseridae
Product: peptide YY-like
Exons: 4
Coding region: 143-436 (97 amino acids)
Biological process (GO): feeding behavior; neuropeptide signaling pathway
Cellular component (GO): extracellular region
Molecular function (GO): neuropeptide hormone activity; neuropeptide Y receptor binding
Source: RefSeq, a predicted model, not a curated record